GUUUGGCCCCGCCCCUUGACCUGAGCCGCGGGCGGAGAGAGGCUGAGGCGUGGCCCUUCGAGCCAGCUCCGCCCCGUUGUUCCUGCUUGAGUAGGGCAGAGAGCACCGCCCAGCAGCCAGUGGGUUCCCGCGCGUGCCGAGACUCUGAGGCCUUGCACCCCCACGAUCCCGUAGGAUGGCCGUCAAGAAGAUCGCGAUCUUCGGCGCCACUGGCCAGACCGGGCUCACCACCCUGGCGCAGGCGGUGCAAGCAGGUUACGAAGUGACAGUGCUGGUGCGGGACUCCUCCAGGCUGCCAUCAGAGGGGCCCCAGCCGGCCCACGUGGUAGUGGGGGAUGUUCUGCAGGCAGCCGAUGUGGACAAGACCGUGGCUGGGCAGGACGCUGUCAUCGUGCUGCUGGGCACCCGCAAUGACCUCAGUCCCACGACAGUGAUGUCCGAGGGCGCCCGGAACAUUGUGGCAGCCAUGAAGGCUCAUGGUGUGGACAAGGUCGUGGCCUGCACCUCGGCUUUCCUGCUCUGGGACCCUACCAAGGUGCCCCCACGACUGCAGGCUGUGACUGAUGACCACAUCCGGAUGCACAAGGUGCUGCAGGAAUCAGGCCUGAAGUACGUGGCUGUGAUGCCGCCACACAUAGGAGACCAGCCGCUAACUGGGGCGUACACAGUGACCCUGGAUGGACGAGGGCCCUCAAGGGUCAUCUCCAAACAUGACCUGGGCCAUUUCAUGCUGCGCUGCCUCACCACCGAUGAGUACGACGGACACAGCACCUACCCCUCCCACCAGUACCAGUAGCACUCUGUCCCCAUCUGGGAGGGUGGCAUUCUGGGACAUGAGGAGCAAAGGAAGGGGGCAAUAAAUGUUGAGCCGAGAGCUUCAAAUUACUCUAGAGAAA
Pan troglodytes (chimpanzee) is the source of this 896-nucleotide messenger RNA. RefSeq names its product biliverdin reductase B (gene BLVRB). The transcript is spliced from 5 exons. The record is from RefSeq and is a predicted model, not a curated record. Gene Ontology annotation, molecular function: riboflavin reductase (NADPH) activity; biliverdin reductase [NAD(P)H] activity. Bases 176 to 796 code for a protein of 206 amino acids. NCBI's taxonomy places the organism in Eukaryota, Metazoa, Chordata, Mammalia, Primates, Hominidae.